Mercenaria mercenaria is the source of this 3426-nucleotide messenger RNA. Its product is annotated as inactive pancreatic lipase-related protein 1-like. The coding region runs from base 1855 to 2910 and encodes 351 amino acids. Lineage: Eukaryota; Metazoa; Mollusca; Bivalvia; Venerida; Veneridae. Gene Ontology annotation, molecular function: lipase activity. The record is from RefSeq and is a predicted model, not a curated record. The transcript is spliced from 7 exons. Gene Ontology annotation, biological process: lipid metabolic process.
UUUUUUUCUGGUCACUAGCUUAUUUUUUGAAUUCUCUUCUACACAGUUUAAUUAAACUUCUGAAUUCGAGAGAAAAAUGCCACUUGCAUUUUAGCUUGGGUAUUGUUCAUAUUUUGAAAUAUGGCACAUUCUCAUCCAAAGAUGAAGUAAAUAAAAAACACAAUUUUCUGUACUAGUGGACUAUUAAUUGAUAAGUGUAUCCAGUUGAUGGAGUUUUCAGCAACACGUCCUUGAAUGGUGGUAUGCAUCAAUGUGACGUAUUCAUGCAAUAUAACGUUUUCUUUUAAACAAGUAUAAACAUCUUUAAAACAUAUAGUUAUACAAAUGUGAAUUCGUAUUGUAAAUUAUGAGAUUUUACAUGGUACCACAUGAUCAAUGUACACACCAUAGUGUUAUAUUCCAGUAAUGUUCCCUGCACGUUUUGAUAAAACCAAUUUACCAUUUUUUGUAAGCUAUAUUUAAUAAAAAAGGUAAUAUCUCUUUCACUUAUAUGACCCUUUUUGUUAGUACAAUUUUGGGGGUUACUGUUUGUAAAAAACCGCCAAAACAACAACAGACGGUCGAGUUUCCAUUUAUAGAUAGAUUUGCUUACUAUUACACUGAACGAAACUUCUGAAGCCCGUCGAUAUUUUUUAUCUUUAUCUUUCAUAUUGCAAACAGUAUAAUUCAUGAACUUUCUCAUAAGUUAAGAACAAUAUGUUUUACAUUAUGAUAUUUCAUUGUUCGGAUUUGUUGAACUUUCUAUCAGUUACGUACGUCAGUUUUUUUUCUAAAAGAAUGCAAAAUUUCAUAAAAAUGCUACUUGUGAUAUGAAAAAUAUUGCAAAAAAAAAGAGUAGAUGUUUCAAUUAUGUUACAUUUUACACAGUAUUUGGAAGUGUUUUUUGUUGUAAAUUGAUAUUGAAAAACAGUAACAUUUAAGAAACUUAUCUUUUUUAUUAAAACAUCGUAAUUUUGCCGACACAAACAAUACUGAGAUUUAUCUACGUUUGAACCUGAUUGCGGUCAUGGAUAAAAAAGAACCUCACUGACAUUAAUGUUUGUAAUAUUGGUUGUUUAAAAGUUCAACGUUAACAUAAAAUGACAGAGAAUAUGUAUGGAGUGUAAGCACAGGAUAUAUACAACAACUCCAUUUCCAGGAAAACGUAUAUAUUGUAUCAAGUGAUCUAUAGUGGGUUGAGAGAAAUGUGACGCAGACUGUUUGCGACGCAAUAAACAUUUAAAACUAAAACGCGGUUACAUAAUAUAUAGGUUCAAUCUGGGUAUCAAAUAAAUGGGCGAGUUUAAAAGAAAUUGCGGAAGCCAAAAUAAGUAAACCUCAAAUAAUGUUUUUUUUUAUUUCUUUGUCACAUUGUUAGUACAGAGUGGCACAUUUUAGGUUAUAGAUCUGUGAAACGACAAUAUCGUCAACUAUCAACACAUGCAUCACGACUUGCGGUUUUCAUCCGUGGGUAACUCACACUUUUCUCUUUUUGACAGUCGAUCCGCGUAAAAAUAUGUCUCUUGGCAGAGACAACAAACUGAAAACUUUACGUCAUAAAACAGAGAAAACGGAAUCUAAAAUACAACUGCUAUCUGAUGUCAAAUUAUUACGAAUAUGAGUUUCAAUAUUGAAACAUACAAAAGUCUCAUAAAACGGACAGCAUAAUACAUCAAAGGUUUCCGAACAUUGCCAAAAUAACAUAAAUGUCUAGGAAAACUGAUUUUUAUUUUGCACUAAUCGUCAACAUAAGCAGGACACGAUAACUGACCCGAUCAUACAGGCUGUCACAGUUAAUACGUAACUGAUAAAUAAGAGAUAUUGAGAUUGUUGUUCGUGGACGGGUAAGCGUUUUAAGGCUGAUCUGAAUUCACAAUGGGAUUGUGGUCCACGCUAAAGAACACCGUAAUGGCUGUGGCAGCUGUAUUGAACAUUCACAGUGAGAAUUUAUGUUUUAAAAAUGAAGGUAUUGGAUGCUUUUCUAACGAUCCGCCAUUCACAAAUGCCGCUGGAAAAUUGCCAAAAUCUCCUGCGGAAGUAGGGGUAUCGUUUCUGUUACAUACCCGACAGAAUAGAGAUAAAUACCAGUUACUUACUAAAGAUGUAGUUGACAUAAGAAGAUCUAAUUUUAAUGGAACCAAAGGAACAAAAUUCAUAAUUCACGGUUAUAGAGACGACGGCAGGGAAACAUGGGUUGUCAAUAUGAAAAAUGCGUUGCUUGAAAAGGAGGACGUAAAUGUUAUAUCUGUUGACUGGGAGAAAGGCGCUGACACCAAAGAUUAUAACCAAGCUGCCGCUAACACCCGGGUUGUUGGCGCGUUAAUUGCUCAACUUAUUACGUCAUUGCUUAUGUCAGCAGGUGCCCAGUUUAGUGACAUGCAUUUGAUUGGUCACAGUCUUGGGGCACAUAUAGCUGGAUAUGCCGGAAAGAGAGUUAAGGGUAUUGGAAGGAUUACUGGGCUGGACCCCGCAGGACUUGCAUUUGGAGGAAAGUCGCCGGAAGUGAGGUUAGAUCCCACGGAUGCAAAGUUUGUUGACGUCAUCCAUACAGAUGGACAUCCUAUUCGUACUCUAGGUCUUGGAUCGAGUACCCCGAUGGGGCAUGCCGACUUUUACCCAAACGGCGGAAAGAACCAGCCUGGAUGUAAAGCACCGGGAAAACAUUUGUUCAAGCUUAUCACGGGAAAAUUUAAAACAUUUAGAAAGGGAAUAGGAUGCGACCACGCACGAGCACGUGAUUAUUUUAUCGAGUCCAUAAAUUCCACUUGCCGUUUCAAAGCGUUUCCUUGUGGAAGUACGGAGGAUUUCGAGAUGGGACGCUGCCCGUGCAAUGGCAAGUGCGCGCGCAUGGGGUAUGCGUCAUCGGAAGGAAAGCCGCGAGGAUCUUACUAUUUAACAACGAAGGAUGUCUCGCCAUUCUGUAAAGAGUAAACAUAAUAUGUCAGACUGUUUUUUUUCUGUACUGAGGCUGUAUCACAAUGCGUACAAGCUUGCAACCCGUGUACUUUAUUUACACUAACAUGUUAAAAUUGAGCUAAAAUCGCGCUUAUCUGAUACUGUUCAAAAGCAAAGACUAUUCGGUAUUUUCUGGGAUAUGCUGACAAGACAAACUUGCAGUUUUAUAUGUUGACACACGUUUCGAGAUGAACUGGCCAAACUUUAACAUGCAAGCUGUGGCUUCACAACGCCCGGCAACGUUUUGCGUACAUUUUAUGUCAAUAACUUAAAAUUCAUUUUAAGUGUUUUCGUCUUAAAGUACCUUACGUUACCUGGUACAUAUAUCAAACAAUGCAGACGUGUAAAUUCAACAACAGGCAGUCAGUAUUAGCUGUAUUUAUCAAUAAACAGAGAACAAUAAUGCCUCAAGUUUUUGGUUUAAGGCAGCUCUGCACGAUUGAAAUAAAUAUUGUUCUACCAUGUAGAAUGUUAUUAAAACCAUAUUUUUCA